AUGUUUUUCACGUUUUUUAGGGAGAAAGUGAGACUGCAGAGAGCGCCAGAAGAACCUGCUCGUGAAGAAAGAGUCCGAAAAUUUGUCCCCAGCCGCGAGGAAGAGCAGAAAAAAUGCGUGCCGAAAAAGGUGGACCUGGAGAUCCUUUUGGACGUGAGCACCUCGAGGGAAGAUGUAUUUGAGGGGCAGCGUCAAUUGGCGAUGGCUCUAGUCGAAAAGCUUCCUAUUGAAUCCGGCCACAUCGCCAUCGGCAUCACCUCUUUCACACGAGAAGCCAAACUGCUACGCCGACUACAAACUACAACGGACCGAAGGGAAAUCCUUGACCUUCUCCGUCAUCUCGAAUACCGUGGCGGAUCCACACUAACGGCAAGGGCAAUCGGAGCCGCUCUCCAAGAUUUGCAUCAAAAUCGGAGAAAGGACGCGGAAGGAAUAAUCGUGCUUAUGAACGACGGCUUCUCUCAGGACCCAUGGAGCCACGUCCUCAAGGCUGCGAAAGCCAUCGAGAACGCCAACGUAAAGAGAUUUGGUGUUGCUCUGGGGGCAGAGGCUGAUCUACGAGAGCUGAGUCUGUACAUAGGAGCCCCGGAACGGCUGUACAGAGAUGCGACACGGAAUCGAUUUCUAGAAGACAUGCUGAAAGAAAUCGGCCAGGGUUGCCCGAAUGAGGAGCCAGAGAAGCCGACCCCUCGCCCGAAUCCCUGUGAGCCCGAGCAGCUUGACGUGGCCUUCGUUUUCGAUAAUUCUGUAAAUUCAACUAUCUCAUCCGAGCGGACAGUGAAUGGGAAUAAAUUCCUGCUGCUGGAUAUACUAGGCUCCCUCGUCGGCAUCACGGGAAUUCGAGCCUCCCUAAUCAGCACGGCCACCCCAUCGGUGGUUGCUGAUUUUAGCGAGAUACUGGAGCGAAAUCGGCUAUUUGUCGCGGCCAGAAACAUCCCAGCUGUCCAGAACGUGGCCGACUACCAUAAAGCCGUGACUUUUGCGCUGAAGGAAUUGCGGAAAAAUGCUAGAAAAUCUUCCCGCAAGGCCCUGAUCGUCGUGGGACCCGGAAGCCUAACAGAGGGCCCGAUUACUGUAGAAAUUCCUUCUGAAAUCACUCGUUACGCCGUCGACUCCUCCGACAAGACGUCGAUCCGGUCGCUGGAGAUGCUCACCGGGGCCAGGAAGCAUGUCUUCGAGUUUGAUAGGAAUGCCGACUUCGAGAAGGCGCUGUUGAAGCUGGCCUUGCCUAUUAGUCGGAUGUGCAAGGAUCUGCUCAUGAAAAACUUCGAGCCCACCGUCCACCUCAGCAAGAAGGCCAUCCCUGAUGCGGAGGAGACGACCAAGAAAACAACGACUCCAGGGAGUACGACGAGGGUCCCGAAGGUCUUCCGGAAUCUUGCUGCUCGAAUUACUAGAAGCACGGAAAAGCCGACGACGACGGCAAAAACCACAACCACCAAGUUGAGGUCAAGCUCGACUUCAAGGAGUUCGACUUCUUCGAGUACGGUAGCUCUCGAUGAGCAGAAGAUCGAGAAUUCGACGCAUUUUGUGAGCGGCUGUCUCCUUGACGUCCUCGUAGUACUCGACGCAUCCGGCAGCGUGGUGGAGACGUUCAUGCGCGAGAAGCAGCUCGUCGCCGACAUCCUCAACACGCUCAGGAUUGGACCGAAUAACGCGAGGGUAGCCGUCGUGAAAUUCGCAGCUGAAGGCAAAGUACGACGAGUCUGGGGCUUCGAUGACGUCCAGCAAAAAUCAGCAAUUCUACGAGCCCUCCACUCGACACCGUUUUCUUCCGGAACCACCGCCGCGCAUUCGGCGUUACAACGGGCAAUUUCCGAAUAUUCCUCUGCUCGUGGUGCUCGACCUGGUCGAGCCACUCCUAUCGCCAUUGUCUUUACAGAUGGUUUUGCGCAGAAAUCGAUCGAAUCCGAAGCUGCUCAGCUGCGACGGUUGAUUCCGAAUACAUUUGCCGUCGCUAUCAAUCAAAAUCAGCGCAUCAACCGCGACGUGCUGGAGACGAUCGCCGGCUCACGGAGCAGAGUUUUCACCGAUGAGGAUAUCCAGAGGUUCCUUGACACCCUGGCGGCGCAUGCAAAUGAUUGUCGACCG
Molecule: messenger RNA, 2091 nt
Organism: Mesorhabditis spiculigera
Lineage: Eukaryota; Metazoa; Nematoda; Chromadorea; Rhabditida; Rhabditidae
Source: the annotation of a GenBank genome assembly